Molecule: messenger RNA, 6364 nt
Organism: Linum trigynum
Lineage: Eukaryota; Viridiplantae; Streptophyta; Magnoliopsida; Malpighiales; Linaceae
Source: the annotation of a GenBank genome assembly
GUACAUACACAAGCAAAAGCAAAUUAUUUAUGUAUAGAAUUAAGUUGAAAUAAUCAUACCCCUGAUAGCUCAGUUAAGAGAUGUUUACGUCGGAUUUGCUUGUUUUUUUUUUUAAAGGGUAGAUGACCCAACCGGAUAGGGAUAGGAUUUCUAGAAGGUUGAGUGUGGACAGAAAUGUAAUUGUGAAUAGACCAAACUUAACCCAAAGAUAUAUUUUUUUUUCUAUGCUAGGGAGUAGGUAAAGCUUCGAGAAUGAAGCUGCAGCCUGAAUCAACAAACAGUACGUGUGGAUUUUCUGGAUGCAUGGUGGGAAGUUUGCCAAAAACUUGUUGACAAAAUACCCAGAGGUGAUUGGUCUUCCCGCGUCGUCGUGUAUGUAAAUACAAAACGGAAAAGGACUUCAUUCACCGGCCGGCCGGCCGGCGGGUCAAUUCGUCGUCGUCGCCUACUUGCAAAACUGAUCUUGGAUUUUUGUUUAUAUAUAAAAAAAAACUGGUUUUUUAUAGUAUAGAGUAGUGUAUAUAGAGCAUGUGAAAGCAGUUGCAGAUAACAAACUAGGCUACCCGCGUGGCGCAGGCAUCAUCAGCCCAAGUGGAAGUGGUGUUCGUUUUUUUGCCUUUUUGUUUAUUAUUAUAUGCAAGGUCCACGUCUCUCUUUGAGUAAGUCGUCUUAGCUAGCUAGAUCUGAAAGUGGGGAAUUAUUACGUACAGCGAGGAUUGAUCAUAACACUUUACACAUAUGUUGACUCAUUUACCAGUUCAAAGAUUGGGUUUUUAAUGUUCUGUAAUCAUCAUGUUAACGGUACUUUUUUUUUUAUCAAUCAGGAGUUUGGUUGAAGAUAUGACUGGAAUGCGGUUUAGUUUCGGUGAACCGAACUGAAUUGGUCAGUUACUCGAACUCGAAUUGGUGCCCUCGUAGCGACCGUAAGUGAAAUCGUUGCGGUUAGACAUGAAUAGAAUGUUAUGGUUUUCGGGUUAUAACCGCAAAAACUGAAUAACUCAUUGGCCAUUCUUUGCGGUUUGGGUACGGGCCGGAUGGGUUGGUUAAUUGAGGUUUGGGAAUCUGUAAUCGUGUGGUUAUCUCUGUGUGUGUGUGUUUUUUUUUUUGUUCGGUUUGCAAUUACACAUGGCACAAUAGAAUUGUAACACUUUAGGCAAAUCCAACAUCAACAAAGCACGUGAGAGAUCCAUGGUUCAUAAGUAGGAAACCGGCCUUAACUGACAAGACGCGUUUUGGGGUGUAAUGGAGGAGUUCUUGUGAGAACUCCGAAGUUAAACGUGCUCAGUGUGGAGUACAACAAGGAUGGGUGAUCUUAUGGGAAGUCACCUUGAAUUGCACCCCAAGUCAAAAACUGUGAAAAUCGAGGCCCAAAGCGGACAAUAUUUUCGCCGGAAAAAGGUUCGGGAUGUUACAAGAAUGACCCACCAACAAAAAAAAAUACAUAACCGUUUUAUGCCUUUAUUUUUCUAUUCUCGUUAACCGUCAAAUUCGGUUGAAGUUUCUCAUGCGUGCAUUUUAACGGCUAGUUACGAUGAAUUUAAUCUUAUGUAAAUCACGAAAGAGUAAAUUAGUUUGUCAUCCAAUGUCAAGAUCCAGACAUCAGAUGUUACCUCAUCGUUUAUGCUUGCGGAUUCCGGCAAAGAAAGAAAUUGAAUUGAGUGUCAAAACUAAUUAAGGCGAUGGAGAUGGAGAAAGUCAAAAAGUGGGGGUAGUUACAGCCAUGCCAUGCAUGUCCUUUUCGUACGAACCAACUUCGGAGACUUGGGCUCCUUAUUUUUACAUUAAUUACCCAAAAAUUGAAAAGAGAAGAAAAAGAAAAAAAAAAACUUUGGAGACUUGUGACUCCCUGCCCAAGUCCCUAAUCAACUCUUAAUUAAUAGUUUCCAGAAGAAAAACUGCUAAAUUAAUUAACACUAAAAAGUAAUAGGAUUGAGAAUGAGAUGAUAUGAAUUCCAUCUCUCAAAAUCUAGGUUUUCGGUCCCUCAAAAAAUCUAGGUUUUCGAUGAUAAUGAAACUGUUACUAUUUCUAAAUCUUGCAAUCUCCUCGACUCUUAAAUACCGACUUUAUAAUUAAAGGAGAAAAAUAUUACACGCAUAAAAAAAACACCAUGAGAACAGAAUUGGCUAAACAAGCAAAGCAAUAUGCGAAAGCUAGUACUGGAUGUAGUGGAUCCGAUCGUAAAAUUUCUAGAUGUUCAAUAUAUAGAGCUUCUUUCUAGUUGAGUUUUUUUUCUCCCUUCUCAAAUAUUCAUUUUCUUCAAAUCGCAUAAUUAAUAUAUCAUAAUUUGGUAGCUCUGGUCGCAACUUAAAAGCUCUGCAUGAUCUAUAUUUUGCAGAAAUCCAACUCCUGAUCAUAGGAAACUCGAGUUUAGCUAGUUGGCAUGUCAGUGACGGAGCCAGAAAUUUGAAUGAAUGGCUGAUUUGGAUCGUGAAUUUCAAAUUAAAGCCUUAUCGAUUAUUCUAUGUCCUAAAUUUAUUAUAAUUUUUAAAUGUAAUUUUGCCUGUAUUUCAAAUUUGAGGCGGCCUGUAGCCCCUUAUAAUUCAACCUAACUCCUCCAUUGUGGCAUGUUGUUUUGUUAGUUUGUAGUUGAUGUAUGUUUGUCCUUUGAUAGUGGAUUUGUGAUUGUACAUGACGAUAAUUUGUAGACAAUAGCACAAUUUAUAUAUGGACAAAGGAAAUAGUAUAGAGACAUGUACAAAAAGAAUCUAAUAAUUAACCACAAAUCAAAUUAAUUUGGAAACAGUAAAAGAAGUUGAAAUUUUUAUAGAAUAGAGGGACCAUUUACCAAAUGGAAAGAAGAAGAAUUCCUGGGAAAGUCCAUAGAAUAAUCCAAGAAGCCGAAGGAAAAAAAACGAAACAGGGUGGGAAAAUUCAAACCAAAAUAAAAAAAAGGAGUCGCUUGCCUCGCCUCGCCUCGCCUCUUUCUCUCUCUCUCGCAGGUCAAGCAUCGCAUCCGCGUUUUUGUCGGAAUAUAAUUAACUUUUUAUUUUAUAAAAAUUAAAAACAAAUCCAAAAUAUGUCGCUUACACCGAUCCCACCCUCUGGUUUAUAUACCUCCCAAUCCCACAACCCAUUUCCUCAGAACAAACUCCUCCUCACUCUCUCUCUACCCUUAUCUCUCUCUCUCUCUCUCUCUAAAUCUCCUUCCAACCUCGACGAAGAAGAACAUCAACAGAUAACACAGACCUUCCGCUUUCAGAAUGACGGCGGAGAAAUCCCGGUGGUCGGCCUUCCUCUCCAGCUGCCUCUUCGGCUCCCAAGACGAAACCACACACCACGACCGGACAAGCAGCAACAACAAGAGAAAGAAGAACAAGAAGAAGAAGUCCACGUCAUCGUCGUCGCCUUCUUCCUCCCCCAGGGCCAAGAAGCAGCAGCACCCGGUGAUGAUGACGAUCACGAAGCAGGGCUCCUUCCACGGCCGGGUCUCCAUCUCCGACCUCAGCAACCCGGACUCCCUCUCCUCCGACCUCUCCGCCUCCCUCGCCGGCUCCAACCUCCACGUCUUUACCCUCGCCGAGCUCAAGGUCAUCACCCAGAGCUUCUCCUCCGGCAACUUCCUCGGGGAAGGAGGAUUCGGCCCCGUCCACAAGGGCUUCAUCGACGACAAGCUCCGCCCCGGCGCCCUCAAGGCCCAGCCCGUCGCCGUCAAGCUCCUCGACCUCGAUGGCCUCCAGGGCCACCGCGAGUGGCUCACCGAGGUCAUCUUCCUCGGCCAGCUCCGCCACCCCCACCUCGUCAAGCUCAUCGGCUACUGCUGCGAGGAGGAGCACCGCCUCCUCGUCUACGAGUACAUGCCACGUGGCAGCCUCGAGAACCACCUCUUCCGACGCUAUGCGGCGUCGCUUCAAUGGUCAACGAGGAUGAAGAUCGCUUUGGGAGCGGCAAAAGGCCUGCAGUUCCUCCACGAGUCCGACAAGCCGGUGAUCUACCGCGACUUCAAGGCCUCCAACAUCUUGCUCGACUCCGACUACACCGCGAAGCUCUCCGAUUUCGGGCUGGCGAAAGACGGGCCGGAAGGGUCCGACACCCACAUCUCGACACGUGUCAUGGGGACCCAGGGCUACGCGGCGCCCGAGUACAUCAUGACGGGACACCUGACGUCGAUGAGCGACGUGUACAGCUUCGGGGUGGUGCUGCUGGAGCUCCUCACGGGGAGGAGGUCCGUGGACAAGGCCCGGCCCCAGAGGGAGCAGAACCUGGUGGAGUGGGCCAGGCCCAUGCUCAACGACCCGAGGCGGCUGAGCCGGAUCAUGGACCCGCGGCUCGAGGGGCAGUACUCCGAGACCGGGGCAAGGAAGGCGGCGGCGCUGGCGUACCAGUGCCUCAGCCACCGGCCCAAGCACAGGCCCAACAUGAGCCUCGUCGUCAAGACGUUGGAGCCGCUCAAGGACUACAACGACUUCGCGAUGGGCACGUUCGUCUACGUCGUCCCCACGGAGGCCAAGAGUGUUGGCGGCGAGAAGGAGAAAAAUAGUGGUGGUAAGAAGGAGUUGGUGGGUGAGGAGGAGAAUAAGGUGGCGGAGAGUGAAGAGAAGGCGGCGACGAAGAAGGAGCAAGGUGGGCAGGAACAGUAUCAUCAUAGGCAUAGGCUUCACCGUGGUGGGGAGGGCGGCGGCCGGAGGCAUCACCGGAGUUCGCCGAGGUCGCCGACGGUUCACUCGGAAGGAGGUGGUGGGUACAAGCAGAGUCCCCGGUCCAACAGACUGAACUCUCCGUUGCAUCCAAACGCCAAAGGAGCGUGAUUUUUUUAUUCUUGUUUUUUUUUAAUUAAUUAAUAAUUAGUACAACAAUUUUUAGUUAUUACAAUAUUGCAAGUGUAUAUUUUCUGGCACUGUAAAUAGAUACAUGCCAUGCGUAGACACAUGUGGAGUUUUUUUUUUAUUUCUUCUUAAUUCUUUAUUUUGCCAAUAGAAACGGUCCAAAAUUGGCUCAACUGUAUAAGGAUUUUGUUUUGUUUUCAUUUUUUCAACCAUUUUUGUUUCUAGAAGGAGUUAGUAUUACUAAUUACACAGUUGAAUCCAAAGUUACAUGAAAGAUUAAAUAUUAUCUAGCUUUUUCAUCUGUGGCAAUAUGCUUAAAAGUGAAUUCAUAUUGAGUACAAGUUAAAAAUUAAGAUGAAAUUGAUCAUAGAUGGAACAAUCCAAUUAGUAGCUUACCAAAUCUAUCAAUUGAUCUACUCACGUUUUGUGUACAUAUAUAACAAGUAACAAUAUCAAAUUUGUCGCUUCUAAAUUACAUAUAAUUCUGCGCGUAUGAUAAAAAAAAAAUGCCUUAUAUACUGUUAAUGGAAAUUGCUGUUCUUUGUGGAUUUCCCCCUACCAGCUACUAGUAUGAAUAUUGUAGAAAUAUGGGUAUUUGGUGGGGGCGGAUUUCCUCAACAUUAACACGUUGCCGACCAAGUCAAAAACCGGUUAUUAACAAGUUUAAGACAUGUUGGUGAUUUCAGUGAUUAUAAUGGGAAUGGAGUCAAAGAAACAGCUAAGCCGGUUUUGAAAUGGUAGAAGCCAGUUGGAAAUUGCCUGCUAUUGGGACAUUAAUUGUUGACCUUUUCAACAAUUCGGUACAAUCUCCACUAAACCCCAGCGGAGAGGAAGAAGACAAAUAUAAAGAAACGAAACAAUCGUUUGCAAUAUCUGUCUAUAUUAUCCAUCGUGGUUGGUACCCGACAAAUAUAAGUAUUAUCAAAUCAGGAAAAAGAUUACCACUUAAAGAUAAUCAGGAAAAAAUUGGGUCGAUAUAAUCCAGUGGGCUGGUAUCUUUGUGUACUCAAUACUGUCACGAAUGUAGUUUGACGAUUUUGACCGUCCAUUUUCUGGAACGGAUGAUUGAGACAAGUAAAAUUAGAAAUUUAUUACAUCGCACUAAUAUUACCACAUAUGGGAGAAUCCCAGGCAAGUUGGAAUUUGGCAACGAAGGUAAGAGCCAACCACAUUUGAGAGUAGGGAUGGCAAUGGGGCGGGUUUGAGGCGGGUUAGCUUAAACCAUCUCCAUACCCAUGCGGGGGAAUGUUUUGCAAACCCAUCCUCAUACCCGUGGGUUUCGGGUACCCAUGGGUAAUACUCAUACCCGUAAUCCAACAUUAUUAUACCUAAAACUUACAACAAAAGUUCUAAUUAUAACUCUAAACGAACAUAUUAUAUCAUAAAGUCAACAAAACACAAUCAUUUUUUUAAUAUGGUUCAAAGAUUAUGAUCCUAAAAUAUCCAUUAAUACAUAAUAUAGAGUAUAAUAUUUUUCAGAUUAUUAUGUUCUAACUCUGAUACAUCUACUAAAUAAUAAUUAACUAACAUAAUCUUGUUGACAAGGGGGAAAGUGAAAGAGUGAAAUGAGAAUUAAGAGAAAUGAAUUAGAUUUUGAUUA